Messenger RNA from Calypte anna (Anna's hummingbird), 2801 nucleotides. It is a transcript of the gene PIGU, whose product is annotated as phosphatidylinositol glycan anchor biosynthesis class U. The record is from RefSeq and is a predicted model, not a curated record. NCBI's taxonomy places the organism in Eukaryota, Metazoa, Chordata, Aves, Apodiformes, Trochilidae. Gene Ontology annotation, biological process: protein localization to cell surface; attachment of GPI anchor to protein. Gene Ontology annotation, cellular component: membrane; GPI-anchor transamidase complex. The coding region runs from base 62 to 1369 and encodes 435 amino acids. The transcript has 12 exons.
GGGCGGGCCGGUGCAUUGGCGCCGCGUUCCUCGGCGGCGGCCGGGAACUACAGGCGCGAGGAUGGCGGCUCCCUUGCUGCUGGUGAUCCUGGUGGCCGUGACGGUCCGGGCCGUGCUCUACCGCUCCAGCCUCGCCGCCUUCAUCUCCGAGCGGGUGGAGGUGGCGUCCCCGCUAAACGCCUGGAAGCGAGUGGUUGAAGGAUUAGCCCUGCUGGAUUUAGGGGUCUCACCAUAUUCUGGAGCUAUUUUUCAUGAGACCCCACUGAUAAUCUAUCUCUUUCACUUCCUGAUUGAGUAUGCAGAGUUGGUGUUCAUGAUAACUGAUGUACUAACUGCUGUUGCCCUUUACUUGGCCAUUCAGGACUUCAACAAAGUUGUGUUCAAAAAGCAAAAGCUCCUGAUAGAGCUGGAUAAAUAUGCACCAGAUGUGGCUGAACUCAUCAGGACACCCAUGGAAAUGCACUAUAUCCCCCUCAAGGUAGCACUGUUCUAUCUGUUAAACCCCUACACUGUGAUGUCUUGUGUGGCAAAGUCCACCUGUGCCAUCAACAACACUGUCAUUGCAUUCUUCAUUUUAGCUACAAUAAAAGGUAGUGCCUUCCUCAGUGCUGUGUUCCUGGCCUUGGCAACAUACCAGUCACUCUACCCUCUCACAUUGUUUGCUCCAGCACUGCUUUACCUUCUACAGCGUCAGUUCAUACCAAUAAAACUGAAAAGUAAAAGCUUCUGGCUCUACAGCAUGCAGUAUGCAUCCCUGUACCUGUGCAGCCUGGUGGUGAUCAUCUGCCUCUCCUUCUUCCUCCUCAACUCCUGGGAUUUCAUCCCAUCUGUUUAUGGCUUUAUCCUCUCUGUUCCGGACCUGACACCCAAUAUUGGCCUUUUCUGGUACUUCUUUGCAGAGAUGUUUGAACACUUCAGUCUUUUCUUCGUUUGUGUGUUUCAAAUCAAUGUUUUCUUCUACACCAUUCCCUUGGCUAUAAAGCUGAAGGAACAUCCUGUGUUCUUCAUGUUUGUCCAGAUUGCAAUCAUUUCUAUCUUCAAGUCCUAUCCCACUGUGGGAGACAUUGCACUGUAUAUGGCCUUCCUUCCAGUCUGGAGCCACCUUUACAGAUUCCUUCGGAACAUCUUCAUCCUGUCGUGUGUGCUCAUUGUCUGCUCCCUCCUCUUCCCCGUCCUCUGGCAUCUGUGGAUUUAUGCAGGAAGUGCCAACUCCAAUUUUUAUUAUGCCAUCACGCUGACUUUCAACAUAGGGCAGAUCCUGCUCAUCUCGGAUUAUUUCUACGCCUUCCUCCGGCGGGAGUACUACCUCACCCAUGGACUGCAUUUGACAAGGCAGGAUGGGACAGAGCCCAUGCUUGUUUUGAAAUAAGGAUUGUGCUCCCCAUUCUCUGGGACAUGGACCACUCAAAGGAAUGUGCAAAGCUUGGUGUGUGGGGUGGGUGAGGAAGAUUCCCUGAAUGAGAUCCGACUUUGGAAAUGGUACCUACUGCAAGAAAGGGCUGAGGUUCUUCUGGGAAUACCCUACUGAGCUGUGGGGUUGGUGCAGAGACACUAAGAACAGCCAGUAGGAGCUGCAGUGCCUCCCCUGGAGCAUCUCCCUUCUUCCCUCAGCUCUGCUUUUCACUGCGACCUCAGCCAUCAUCUCUGGGCAGUCCAGUAGGAACUGGAAAAAGGGUUUGAGCUAAAAGCAGGGCUGAAUCUCUGGCCCAGAAUGAGCUCAGACCAUAAACUCUUUACUGUCACUUCUGCUUGGAGAUGUUUGCUGCUUCUGGAAUUUGCCCCUUCACUGCUUUGCCCAGGCAUGGUCCUGCUUGGCACAAGGCAGUCUCUGGGUGCCUGGUGCCUGAGCCCGGGGUGCAGGUGCCAUUUCAUGGUUCUGCUGUUAAGGAUCUGAAAAGAAUCAGUGUGCUCAGGCACAGUGGGUGCUUGUGAAACAAAUGGUGACCAAGAAGGGCAGUUGAAGCUGCUGCCACUGGUAAUAGUCUUGGAGCUGAAACAGUAAUAACUGGAACUGGGAUGAAAGCAGGAGCUGGUGGUACUGGUGAACUGCUGUGUCCCACUGAAGCAACACAGACACUUCCAUGUCAGAAGCUGCACAGAGGUAUUACAGGGUCUCAGAAGAAGGAACAUUGCUGUGGAGAUAGAUUCCCACUGCUCCUUGUGUCUGUAGGGUAACAAAGCCUGGGCUCAGACUGUACCCUUGGGAUUGCUUGGGGCAGCAGCCUGGGUGUGGAAGGAGCAAGAUGACUGCCUGGGCUAGGGACCAGGAGGUGUCAGCAUCUCCCCUUGAAGGCCUCAGGCUCAAUCCAGAUGAAACUUCAACUGCUGCUGUUGUGGAGUUGUUGGGUUCCAGUUGCUCCCCAGCUGCUCCACACUGGGACAGUGCCCUCUGGUACCCGGGGGCUCUUCCUGGGCUCACUGCUCCCCUCUCUGCUCAGCCCUGCUCCCUUCCCAGCUGCUGCUGACCCCACCGAUGUCACCCACGUUGGCAAAGCCACUAGCCUGGCUUCAUUUCCCAGGAAAACUCCGAAGAGCUAGGACUAUCACAACACCGAAACUCAACUGCACAGUGUUCAGGGCGACAGAGCCCGAGGUGCCCAGGCAGUUGUGUAAACAGCUCUUUCUUAUUUUUUUUUUUGGACAAUUAAAACUUUACGUUUGCCUUACUGCACUGCUCUUAGCGCUUUGGGGGGGUGGUUCAGCCCAGCCCAGCUCCCGGGCCGGGGGUGGGCACCGAGGCGGGACCGCUCGGGGCUGCGGGGCAUGGCCGGGAGCGAAAUAAACCGGGAGUUUUAAACACC